Molecule: messenger RNA, 2763 nt
Organism: Wyeomyia smithii (pitcher-plant mosquito)
Lineage: Eukaryota; Metazoa; Arthropoda; Insecta; Diptera; Culicidae
Exons: 5
Coding region: 125-2359 (744 amino acids)
Molecular function (GO): protein dimerization activity
Source: RefSeq, a predicted model, not a curated record
UUUGUUUUGUUUUCUUGUCGAGUGGAAAAAAUGGUUGACCUGUACCUUUCUGCGGGUAAAAAUAAAAGAAAUACGUGAAAAAAUCAGGUUAUUUCGUUUCGAGUACAUCAGUUUUGUAAGCGAGAUGGAGUACUUCACUCCAAUAAAGGUAGAAGAGCUUACAAUAUUCGACACCCUGCCUGCGGAAGAGGAAACUCCACCCAGUAGCAGCGAUCCUCUAGCGUGCCCCGGUAAAACGCCUGCAAGAUAUGCGCUGAGGAAAGGCCCGAUCGUUGUGAAACGAGAACCUGUGAUGGACACCACCGACGAAGACGAGACUACAGCUGCUUGUAACUCCAGGUACAGUGAACGACUAGUCACGAAUGGGAAAAAUCCAACCCCGAAGGAAAAUUGCUCCUCAAUUUUCCCACCACGCCGACCGAAACGGAAAUAUAAGACCGAAAAAACGCUCGCUGAAAUCGCUUACGAACAAGUAGUUUUUAACGGAACGAAAGCCCGCUGCGCAAUUGAUGCGAACAGCGGUUGCUCCUACGAGCAGAAAACGUUUGACGCACAGAACUAUGUCCGUCAUUGCCGCCUCAAGCACCCGGAUAUAGCAGUCUUGAAAGGCUUGUUCAAAAAUACCGAAGCAGUUCCGAAAAAGCGACGAACCAUAGCGAAGCGACCGAUUGCCAUCGAUCGACAGCUAUUCCUCGAGGCAAUUCUGAAGUUGGUCUCUUUCCACAACAUGCCGCUUUCCAGCCUAGAAUGGGAAGGGUUUAGGAUGAUACUGAACCCGAUAUCGGAAUCGCUUAAUCUCAAGAUCAACAGAUCAAACAUCAAAGACCAUCUGGCAGCGGCAGCAGACAAAAUGCGACACGCUAUGAAGGAAGAGAUGAGAGGAAAGUUGAUCUGUUUAACGAUAGAUUCUGCCUCUCGUCAUGGACGAAGCGUUCUAGGAAUCAAUGUCCAAUACUGCCUGGCGGAUGCUGUUGCAGUUCGCAAUCUAGCGAUGCUUGAAGUAACUGAACGCCAAACAGCAAUUUUCCUUAAAAAUAAAACUAUGGAAGUUCUGAAACUCUACGAAGUUUCGUUGAACCAAAUAUUCUCUGUGACUGUGGACAACGAAACAAAUAUGUGCGCUGCAGUGAAGGAGCUGAAGGUGGAAUUGGAGCGGGGCCUCUUGGCAGGAUCAUCGAUAAAGCAGGAGGAUAACGAAGAACAGGAUAAGCUGUCGGCUGAUCUUUCGGACGAAUUCUCCAACCAUAUCAAUCUUAUUCGGUGCUCUGUCCACACGCUUCAGUUGGCCAUCCUCGAUGUGGUUAACGAAACCAAUGAAACCGUGAAGGCAGUUACUGAUGUCGCGAGACGCUGCAAGAAUCCGAAGUACAAAAACAGCUUCAAGAACUCAUCCGCAUCGUAUCCACCGGUCUGGAACGCCACACGCUGGUGUGGCAUUUAUAAUAUGAUACAGAGCUUUGUCGACCAGGAAAGCUUUUUCAACCAACUGGCCGAAAGGUACCCGGAGUUAGACCUUUCAGAGCACUGGACUUUCAUGCAUGAUUAUCAAAGUGCAUUCAAGCCACUUUACGUUUGCACCAAAACAAUGCAGGAGGGUCAUGUCACUUUGCCAGACUUCUACAAGCAGUGGCUCAUGGCGCCAAGCGAAGUUAAAAAGCUAUCCGGUAACCAAUUCGCUGCACCGCUUUAUGAAUCUUUAAUGAAAAGAUUAACGAGUCUUCGCAACUCGCGAGCAUUUAAAAUGGCCCUUUAUCUGGACCCACGGUUUAACUUUUGUGGUUCUAGGUUUUUCACUGCCAGUGAAAGGGAGGAAAUUCAGGGAUACAUUGUAAGCUUGUGGGAGAGAAUAUCCCGACUUUGUCCUUCAUCCUCAACGGAGAGCACUACUACAGUCGACAUGCCUUCAACUUCCGACUCGACGGCCGAGUCGAAUUUUGAUUUCGAUGAAAUCAUGACGGAAAUGUUUGGAGGAUCAUUGACUUCCGGCGAAAGUUCAAACUCGUCCAGGUUCAUGAAACAGCUUAAGGCACUUGACGUAGAGGAACGCCAAAGUCACAAUUACGAUAUUUGGAACCACUGGGUAACACGCAAACAUACACACCCAGAACUGUAUGCAGUGGCAACGGUAGUGCUUGCUACACCGUCGAGUCAGACACCGCCGGAAAGAGCCUUCAAUGCCCUAGGCUUGAUGCAGACUGAUUCACGGACAGGACUAGGCGAGGAUAGCCUGGCAAAUAUAUUUAUGGUUAAGCUUAACAAAGAUGUUUUCCAGAAAAUUCUCCCAGGUCUCUAUGAUUGGAAAGCUCUAGAGUCAGAAGAUCCACACGAGUUGCCAGCUUCGCUGGAUACUUCUUCAUAAACCGCAGAGUAUCAUUUUAAAUAUUUGACACAUGAAUAUAUACUGUUCUUUUCGUAGACUGCACAGUAUCAACCAUUUCACAACAUUCUCUAUUUAGUAAUCACAAUUAUAGAAAAUACAUAAGCGAUUGAACACAAGCUGAAUUCAAUCUUCAUUCACAUGUAAAAUAGUUACUUUAAUAAAAAAGUUUUAAAUAAGUCCGAGUCCUUCAAAAGGUCGCAUGCACUUCUAGACCUUUCAAACCAUACAGCACAAAAAAAAAACAAAAUUUUAGGAGAGCACAAGAAAACGAAAAAGGACCUCAACUGUAAAUAACUAUGGACGGAAACUCGUUUUGAUAAGACGUAUUUGAAUAAUUUACUGGAUGUUUUGGUGGAAUAUUAUAAUACCCCAUUUUACUGUAA